AUGAGGAAACCACAAGAAAUGUGGUCGCAGAACUGCAGAUAUUACAGAUCAACCAGUUCUCUUGGUAAAAGUAAUGAAGUGAUCUGCAGGCCUCAGGCUGUCUGUGCUCUGCGGGAAUCUGAAGUAGACCUGGAGUGCUCGUAUUCAAACACCAUCAAACCUCAGCAAAGCUUCUGGUUCAGCUCCAAACUAAAAGCUAAAUGGAGGAAUGAAGAAGAUCCAGAGGAUUUAGCUUUAGAUUCAGACUACGCAGGACGAGUGAUCUAUAACACCAGUAUCUACCUAUUCACCUCCUUUUCAACUCUUACGAUCAGAGAUCUGAGAAAGAGAGACUCGGGGGAAUAUCAGCUCAUGAUCAUUACAGAAUCAGGAGAGAAAUAUUCCAGCUCUACAGCGAUCACUCUAACGGUUUCAGAUCUGCAGAUAAAGAUGAUCUCUGAUACCGACAGGAAAUGGACACUGAACUGUAGCGCCUCCUGCAGUUUGACCUCUGAACCUCUUUAUUACUUCUGGUACCACAAUGGACAAUAUUCACACUCAGCAAAUAUAGAUGAGAGAACCUGGAGUUUAUAUCAAACUGUUAAUCCUGACAGCUACUCCUGCUCUUCUAGCCAGAAUCCUGAAGCUCGUUCCAGCUCAGUGUGUGUUUCUGGUGAGACCUGUUGGAGUGUGAUCUACUCAGAGAGAAGAGUGUGUGUUCUGGAGGAUUCCUCAGUGGACUUUCCCUGCUCUUACUCAUAUCCCAGUGGACAGAGAGUUACUGAAUCAUACUGGUUUUACGUUCAGCCUGGAGUGGAUCCAAAUGAUCUGAGUAAGGAGAAUCAGUUUGCAGGUCGAGUGGAGUUUCUGGGGGAUAAAGAGAGAAACUGCACUCUGAGAAUCAGAAAUGUGACGAAGAGUGACUCUGGAGAAUAUCGAUUCAGAUUCAGUACUAACCCUGGAGAAAUUAAAUUUGCAGGUAGACCUGGAGUUAUCCUGAGUGUUACAGAUCUUCAGGUGAAAAUGAGUCCCAGCUCUCCAUCAGAAGGACAGACAGUAACACUGACCUGUAGCUCCACCUGCACUCUGCCCAACAACUCCACCUACAUCUGGUACAAGAACGGACAGCCUGUAACCAACAAACCCACCAGAUACAACAAGCUCUACCUGGAGUCAACAAGCCCUGAGGAUGUUCUCCAGUAUUCCUGUGCUCUAGGAGGUCCAGAGGAGAGCAGAAUAUUAAUACCGAUUGCAGUGGGAGUUUCCGUCUUUCUGGUCCUAAUACUCAUCACAGGAUGGAUAUGGUUAAGGAGGAGGAGGUCCAGCCCAGGACAAGACAAUUGUAGUCCUAGAGAGACUGGACAGAGUGGCCAGAGUAAAGACCUAAAAUCACCCGAGUUGAUGAUGUCCAAAAGACUUGGAAUGUCGGAUUGUCUCCCAAUUGGGUCCAAAGCUUGUGGAAUCCAUGCCUUGGGUGACUCUGGCCCUGUCUACAGUAACGUCUCAGCCCUGACCAUGACCUCUGACCCCACACAGAAAGAAACUUCAGAUAGUCAGGAUGGUGUUCACUAUUCCAGCAUUCACUUCAAACACUCUCGCACACUGGAUGAGUUUCCGCCCACCACCUCCACAUUUCCUCUAAAUCCCACUAAGGACCAGGAAGUUCAGUACUCUGCUGUCAAAUUCUGCAAAGACAGUGCUGCUCCCUAGUGAACAAAUGCUCUCAUUACAUCGACUUUGCAUUCAUACCUAUUACAGAAAAAAAACUUUUUUAUUUACUUUCCUUAUGUGUUAUUAAUGCUAGAUUUGAGAUGCAGCAUUAUAUACAGAGUCAUUACAGUGGGGAGGUAAAGUUGGCAUUGAAGAGGGGAUCAGAUGUGAAUUUUAGGUAUCUAUUGUACUCACACUAGGCACAGUUCGAUUUAAUUGGCCUGAAGCACGUGGAGCUGCCGCCUGCCUACUCCCCUGCCAUCCUGCACUCACACUGUGUUAAAAUAAUCCGUGCCCAAGCACACUUACAAUUACUCACUGCUCAGUGGGCUUGUGCUGAUGUUUGUGUUUCGAAUUAAACACCCCCACCAUACAAAGCACCCUCUCUCGGGAGCAGGUCUUCUUGAUAAAAGCGGAGAUAAUCCACUUUAACUUACAUGAAAAUACAUGCCAAAAGUCACAGUUAUCUCAGUCAUGGUUACAUAGCAACAUAGUGUGCGCUCCCGAGAGGAGGUGCUUUUCCUGGCGGCGAUUGCUGAAUUUGGCACAACACCACCAUGUUUGUUUAAAGGUACUUCACAUCGCCGUCGUCACCUUGUUAGAUGCUCGGGCACAGAUCGGUAUAUGUUUUAGUAAAAUGAACAUCGUUGUUUCAUUCUAUAAACUACGGACAACGUUUCUCCCAAAUUCCAAAUAAAAAUGAAAAAAUAAUAAUUUCA
Astyanax mexicanus (Mexican tetra) is the source of this 2408-nucleotide messenger RNA. RefSeq lists its product as uncharacterized. The record is from RefSeq and is a predicted model, not a curated record. NCBI's taxonomy places the organism in Eukaryota, Metazoa, Chordata, Actinopteri, Characiformes, Acestrorhamphidae. The transcript is spliced from 9 exons. Bases 1 to 1689 code for a protein of 562 amino acids.